Messenger RNA from Bipolaris victoriae FI3, 3930 nucleotides. RefSeq lists its product as hypothetical. Lineage: Eukaryota; Fungi; Ascomycota; Dothideomycetes; Pleosporales; Pleosporaceae. The transcript is spliced from 2 exons. The record is from RefSeq and is a predicted model, not a curated record. Gene Ontology annotation, biological process: transcription by RNA polymerase III. Gene Ontology annotation, cellular component: transcription factor TFIIIC complex. Bases 1 to 3930 code for a protein of 1309 amino acids. Gene Ontology annotation, molecular function: protein binding.
AUGAACCCGGAUGAUCAAUACUUCAGGCAAUGGAACCCUGAGCAUCAUGAGGACGAUAGAGGCUUCCCACCUGUUCCGGGUAUCUUCGAAGAUGAUACCUCCAAUUUGAUGCAGCCAGCUGCGCAACAUAGCAGACAGCAGUAUCCUGUUCAUUUUCCACAAAAUGGGCUGCCGUUUCCUUCCCACCCAGUGUACCACCAACCUGACUUUCAGCUUUCUCAAUUUCACCAUCAACCGCCGACCCGGAAUCCGUACAUACCUUUAAUUCCACUAAAUGCCGUAGAAGAUUUAGAAGAAGAAGAGCCUUUGCCACCUUUUACCAGUGGUAAUUUUCAAGAUCCAUUUAACAGGGCUUAUGCUACUAGUGGACCGGCGGUCUUUGAAGGGUUCAUCCCAGCGAACCCUGAACAAGAGGACGAAGAUGAGUAUACGGAAGCUAGUGAAUUUCACUCUUCGAUUUAUGAUCGCGAAUUUGAGAGCUCAGAAGAAGAGGAAGACGAAGACGACGAAGACGAAGACGACGAGUAUGAACGUAUGCUUGAAGAAGAGGAAGAGCGGGAACGGCUACUGCAAACUCAGAAAGACGACUCUGAAGUUGACGCAGACUAUUCGUCCGAAGAUGCACAGCAAGAUGAAGGCGAUCCUGACGAGAUGGAGCUGGGUGUCGAAUUCGAGGACAUGGAAGGACGUGUCAGGUACAAGAGAGGGAAAGGUAGUAACAGAAAGUCCACCAAAAGCCCCGCGAUGGGUGGUACCAUACCCACUUCGAGUACUCGAGGGAGACGUGGGGGCAAAAGAGGGCGCCCUUCAACCAGAGGGCGGGGUGGUAAUAGUAGCGCUAGGUCUACACGUGGUAGAAAGCGAGGGAAACCUGGAAGCGAGAAAGGUCCUCGAGGUCCCCGCGCUGUAGCCGACCCCGGCGCAGAAUGGAAAGCCUUGCAGCAACAGGCCAACGCCAAAUUCAUCGAGAAGGAUUAUGAGGCAGCCCUUUCAUAUGCUCAGCAGGCUAUCCAACUCAACCCAGAGAUUUUCGAUGCAUAUAAUAUCGCCUCUGAAAUAUACACUGAGAUGGGUCGUGAAGAAGACUCCAUAGCUGUACUGUUAGCUGGAGCGCCAACAAAGCGUGACCCUGGUCUUUGGCAGUUCAUCAUCGAGCGUAUCCAACAGUUAGACCCGGAGCAACACCCACGUUUCACUGAUGAGAACAAGUCGGCUGCUAUACUUCCAUGCUUGAAUGAGAUCAUCCUGCUCAAUAACGACUACGAGGCUCGCAGCCACAAACUCGAAAUCGAAGCACAGCUAGGGCGUUCGUCUAAGUGCGUGUUGCUGGGCCUUAAGAUGCUCAAGACACGUAAAGAGCAGGGCGAAGAUCCGGACACCAGUGUGCUGAAGAUCAUGGCAAUGAUGGGCACUGCAUCACCAAGGCAGACCAAGAUACAUCUCCACAAGCUUAUCGACAGCUUUGAGGAGGCUAUUGAUGUGUUCACGCAACCCGGCCGGGACCCAGUCACGAAUGACCUUGACUGGGAAUUAAUCAAUAUCUAUCUUGAUCUAUUAGACAGAGCAGGCAGUUACGCUAAGGGAAUCACAAAGCUGAAAUCACUUUCGCGAUGGAAGCAAGGCAGACAUGCAGAGACGUUUUGGGAUGAACUUGACGAUGACCGCGAGUUUGAUAUUGAAGACGAGCCAAGACGUGUCGCUGUUCCACAGUUUGUGCAGAAGUCCCAAGAUGCAAAGUAUGGCUCAACUCUUCCACUAGAGAUCAGGGUAAAACUUGGGUUGUUCCGGCUGCGUAGAAGUAAGGAUGACUUCAAAGAAGCUAUGCACCACCUGGAAAUGUUGGAGCCAGACGAUCAAGGCCCAGAUGCCCUCAUGUGGGACUAUGAAGAUCUCUUCCGAAUUAUCGGCGAUGCCUUACAUGCUACUGGCCACGACAAGGAUGCGCUACGUUUCUAUGAGCCAUUGUUCAACAAUGACUCUAGAGAGUUCAAUCUUAUGAGCUACAUUGGCUUGCACACUUGCUUCAAGAAUGAAGGGCGGACUGAAAAGACGGCAGAAGUUAUUCUUAUUUUAAAGAAAUGGCCAGCGAAGAGUUACGAUGACCUCGCUGUUCUUGCAAAGUUCUUCGAAGAUCAGGGCAUGUGGCAAGAAGCUGGACAGCGUGCAGAGACCAUUUACCGCGAUAAGUAUGGCCACAAACUCAAGGCUCUGGGCUUUCAGGCCUACGAUGAGCUCAGAGUAUACUACUACAACCAACGUAGACAGGCUCGGGGUAGGUAUGCUGUUCGAAAAAGCACUGUACGGAAGAACAGAAAGAAGAUGCAAAAAGCGACUGGACAGAAUGACGAAGAGGAUGAUUCGGCGAACGAAACGGGAAACAAGGAGCUCCCAGGAAUUGUCGCUCCUACGGAACGACCCAAGAAAGGUCUGUUCCGAACAAAGAGGACCAAGGCGCCAAAGAUCCAAGUAUUCCUUGAUGUGCGCGAAGAAGACGCCGAACCAGCACCCGACGCCGAACUCAGGCCGGCUACGAUUGAGGGCACUGAUGUGCCAUAUCGGGCAAUUACAAAUAGACUAUUCCGCGGAAAACUUCAAAAGCUUGCUACCGACUUUGCCGACGAUCUGAAGGCUGCGAGAGCUCAACAUCGAGAAAUUGUCUCCAGUUUCAAACGACUAGAUGAGAUAUGGGAGCCAGCAGAAGAUGGAGACGAAGAAGCUAUCAAAGAAGUCUUGUCGAUUACCCGAGAGCUGAUUGAAGAGUUUUCAACAUUUGACUUGUUUUAUUCGAACAAAAAAGAAGACCUCAUGACCUACUUCCGACGCGUAACAGCCGGAGACCUUUGGAAAGAAUCAGCAUUGAUGGUACUUGCUGUGGUAGCGAAUAAUGCUGAGGACGGCGAGACAGACCCUGAACUCCAAGAACGACCUAGUACACCCCCGACUGAUUUCUGGGGCAUUCAUUUCGACAAAUGGUGUGAUGCAUUUGGCCGUUAUGCCAUUUUGCUUGCUGGCGAGGGUGAUGAAGAGCAAUGUUUUGCUACACUCGAUAUUGCUCUCCAGGCCAAUAUCUUUCACCGCUCCCAAAUCUACCAUCGGCAACUUCAAAUAUGUCGACUCACCUGUGCCCUUGCAGCCGACAACUCACCACAAGCCUCUAUUGCAGCGCGUUGGCUUCUUAAAGAAUACCCGUUUGGUACCGACCUCUUCCGUCUAUACAGCUCCGUCAAUCGUCUAUGCUCUUUUCCCGAAGGCUUUGCAACUGGUCCCGCAUACAAAGUACUCAUGCGCUACAUAAAGACGGUUGACUACGCACUCCUCACCCCGAAACAACGUAUCGAGUUUAACUUCAGCACCAAAACUACCAAAGGCGGUUUCAGAAAUAAUGUCAACAUCGAGGACGUGGACAAAGUCAAGGGCCACGACCCCGCGCUCUUUGCAUUAUACGCACACGUUCUGAUGUGCGGUGGAAGCUACAUGGCAGCGCUAAACUACUACUUCCGUGCGUUCGCUCUUACGCCUGAAGACCCAGUAAUCAAUCUAGGCAUAGGCGUAGCAUAUAUCCAACACGCUAUGAAACGCCUCUCAGAAAACAGGCAGUACCAAAUCCAGCAGGGUCUGUCCUUUGUCUACAGAUAUUACGAUCUCCGCAUCAAAAGCCCACACACCAUUCAUCGCCAGGAAGCAGAGUUCAACGUCGGUCGCAUGUGGCAUAGUUUGGGCCUGGUUGCACUGGCGCUCCCUGCAUAUGAAAGAUGUGUUGCUCUUAGCGAGCAGGUGAAGAAGGAAGCACAGGACCAAUGUAUAGAUGGGAAUUGGGGGUGUGAGGAUUUCAGCACCGACGCCGCAUUCGCGAUGCAGAGUAUCUAUGCCAUUAGUGGAAAUUUCGAGGGCGCGUUGGAGGUUACGAUGAAGUCGCUAGUCAUUGAGUAA